Mollisia scopiformis is the source of this 1065-nucleotide messenger RNA. RefSeq names its product putative alcohol dehydrogenase. Lineage: Eukaryota; Fungi; Ascomycota; Leotiomycetes; Helotiales; Mollisiaceae. The transcript is spliced from 6 exons. Gene Ontology annotation, molecular function: oxidoreductase activity, acting on the CH-CH group of donors, NAD or NADP as acceptor. The coding region runs from base 1 to 1065 and encodes 354 amino acids. The record is from RefSeq and is a predicted model, not a curated record.
AUGCUCUCCCUCUGCACCCCCUCCUUCGGCCCCCCCUCAAAAUGGCAAUUCCUCCCCCUCCCCACCCCAAACCUCACACGAGACGACGAAGUCCUAAUCAAAGUCCACGCCGCAGCCAUCAACCCAACAGACAUCGGGGGCGCUCAGGGCCGGUAUUGGCCAGCUUUUAAUGUUCCUCUUCCCUUCAAAAUCGGCUACGACCUCGCGGGCACAAUAUCCGCCGUCGGGGCGUCAGUUACGAAAUUUAAAAUUGGCGAUGAAGUGUUUUGCUGUCUAGCUUUUAAGACUGCUGGAUUCGGCAACGGCUCAAUAUCCGAGUACGCGAAGAGUACUGAGGAUCUAGUGGUUCUCAAACCGCGGAAUUUAACCUUUGUGCAAGCGGCGAGCUUGCCGUUGGUGUGUUUGACGGCCGUGCAGAUGUUUGAGAGGAUCCCCGGGGGUGUGGAGGGGAAGGCUGUUUGGGUUACUGCGGGUCUUAGUGGUGUGGGUUCGGUUGCUGUGCAGAUGGCGAAGAAUGUUUAUGGGGCGCAGAGGGUGUGUACGAGUGUGUCGACGAGGAAGGUAGGUUUGGUAGAUGGGUUGGUAGGCGAGGGUGUUGUGGAUGAGGUUGUUGAUUAUACGAAAACGGAUCUGAAGAAGGCGGUACCGCUUAAGUCGGUAGAUGUCUUGAUCGAUACUAUUGGUUCUAUGUUCUCCACGCUCCCGCUCGUCAAACCAGGCGGCAUGAUAAUAACCUGCGCUGGUCCAUCACCACCGUCAGGCCGGAAUCUCAAGAAUAUCAGCUCAGCAAUCAAUCGCUUCAUUGAGAAACUUCUCGAUCUUAUAGAUAAUCUCACCAGAUGGUGGGUUGGCAGAUCAGGUGUUAACUAUGAUAGUGUAUUGAUGAAAGCUAAUGGGAGCGAGUUGGAGAGAGUUAGGACGUGGGUAGAAGAGCACAAGAUUAGACCGGUUGUGGGGAAGGUGUUGAAGUUUAGGGAUUUGGUGGGGAUUAGGGAGGAGUGUGGGAGGGUGAUGAAAGGGAAGGGUGGGGUGGGGAAGGUUGUUGUUGAGGUUAUUGCUGAGUAG